CUCUCCGCUUCUACAUUCAUCCAGUCCAGCACAGGGCUCAGUUUUAAAGUGCAGUCGGGACCUCAGUGCGAAGUCUUUGACAAAAGGAACAGUUGGUAUUACAGUCUGGUAGCCAUCCAGGACUCAUAACAUAGCUAAGUUACAUACUAACAACCCUUUGCGUAGGUGUGCUUUCUGUGCAGGUCUGCUUUCCAGGAAGUGGGAGAGAGAAAAAAUUCUAAGAAAAAAAGAAAUAGAGGGAAGAAUUAACAACUAAAAUCUCAGAGUUGGUGCAUGCAUUUUAAUACACCACUGUGCCAAAGCCAGGGCUCAUUUGCGAGUCAUUGAGUUAAAAAUAACUUUAUUGUGGUGGAUCAUGUUUUGCCCCACUGGGCCAGUCGCACGGGCAGCAGAUGAGCCUUGCGGAGAGGCUUGUGUGUGCUGUGAGCAGACAGAGGAUCCCUUCCAGCUCUUGCUCCUUCUCACUAUGCUCUUCUCUGCUACUUCCCUGUACACUCCAUUCCAACAGCUCGUCUCUUUUCUCUGCUCCAGAUGAUGCCUUGGAUAUAGCCGGCCCCCAUGAGUGAUAUGAAUAACACACUGGAAGACGCACACACCUCUGGCAGCCUCGGAGAGAAGGCAGAGAUUUUUGGGAGUGGGAAGGGUAAUGUGAGUGGCUUUUCCAGCCCAUCCCUCAUCCCUUUGCAUGGUCCUUUACAACCACCAAAUGCCCAGCUCUCCAGGAAUGCUGUCUGCCAGGGGAAUAGGAAAAUUGAAGAGGGAGAGGAGUCUCUGCUGGCUGCUCCUGUUCCAAGCCUUUUCCCAGAACUCAUUCCCUCAACCGUCUCAUCCCUCGUCUCCGAUUGUUUAUUACCCUCGACCAAAAGUGGCGCAACUCAGGUAAUCAAAGUGUAUAAUGAGGACAAUACAAGUCGAGCAGUAGAGGUUCCCACUGACAUCACAGCCCGGGACAUAUGCCAGCUGUUUGUCCUGAAGAAUCAUUGCAUUGACGACCACAGCUGGACUCUGUUUGAGCAUCUCACCCAUCUAAGCAUAGAAAGAAUCAUAGAAGACCAUGAAUCUGURAUGGAGGUGCUGUCCGGCUGGGCCAUGGACACAGACAGUCGGUUAUAUUUCCGGAAGAACUAUGCCAAAUAUGAAUUCUUCAAUAAACCGCUGGAUUUUUUCCCAGAUCACAUGGUGUCCAUAUCAAGUGAAACCAACGGGAUGAUGAACCAUUCUCAGCUAAUACAGACUUUUCUCAACUCGAGCACUUGUCCAGAGAUCCAUGGGCACCUCCAUGCCAAAGAACAAGGCAGGAAGUCUUGGAAGAAGUUCUACUUUGUCUUGAGGAGGUCAGGUCUCUACUUCUCCAACAAGGGGACAUCAAAGGAACCAAGACAUCUCCAGUUCAUCGCCGAGUUCAGUGACGGYGACGUCUACACGUUACUAUCAGCGAGAAAGAUACACGGAGCGCCUACGGACUAUGGAUUCUGUGUCAAGUCUACUAAGCGUGGCUCUCCACGGGACCUCAAGCUGUUGUGUGCAGAUGACGAGCAAACCAGAACCUGCUGGGUCACUGCCAUGCGCCUCUUUAAGUAUGGGAUGCAGCUGUACCAAAACUUCAUUCAACCACACCAGAAACAGAAAACACCUAUGAGAAGUAUCUCCGAGAACUCCUUGGUGGCCAUGGACUUCUCAGGACACAAGAGCCGGGUGAUCGAGAACCCAUCGGAGGCGCUGUCCGUAGCCGUGGAGGAGGGGCUCUCAUGGAGGAGGAAAAGCUGCCACCGUCUGAGCUCCCAUGGAAGCCCGUCCACCUCUCAGAGUCCCAUGUCAAACAUAGUUCUCCAUAUGGCCCAGCCCUGGUUCCACAGCAAACUGUCCAGAGACGAGGCACACCGCUUAAUCACUCAACAGGGUUUGAUUGAUGGAGUAUUUCUUCUAAGGGACAGCCAAAGCAACCCUAAUACAUUUGUACUGUCACUGUGUCACACACAGAGAAUCAAACACUUUCAGAUCUUACCGGUGGAUGAAGAGGGGGAAUUGUUCUACAGCUUAGAUGACGGUCACACGCGCUUCACUGAUCUGAUCCAGCUAGUGGAGUUCUACCAGCUCAACCGGGGAGUGUUGCCCUGCAAACUCAAACACCACUGUGCCAGGAUCACCCUCUGAGGGGGAAGGGGUCUCCAAGGGCCCCAUACAUACAGAAGCACCUUUAAUCACAGCCAAUAUCCCUCUGGAGAACCAACCACCCACGCAUCCCUCCUUCCCUCCCAUGCCAUGGAAAGGAGACACCGAGAACACCUCCAGGCAUAAGCAAACUGAAACCACUUAUCACCUUCUAGAAUCCAUUCUCUUGGAGAAAACUGUGGUAAUCAAUCUUUUGUAAUGACUUAUGUUUUUCACAAAAAUAUUAAAUGGGUGUUAUGAUGACAAA
Messenger RNA from Salvelinus sp. IW2-2015, 2419 nucleotides. RefSeq names its product growth factor receptor-bound protein 14. Gene Ontology annotation, biological process: insulin receptor signaling pathway; negative regulation of insulin receptor signaling pathway. Gene Ontology annotation, cellular component: plasma membrane; cytoplasm. NCBI's taxonomy places the organism in Eukaryota, Metazoa, Chordata, Actinopteri, Salmoniformes, Salmonidae. The record is from RefSeq and is a predicted model, not a curated record.